UUAGGCUUUCCUAACUUUCCUAUACUUCCUCGAUCGUCGUCGGGCCGGUCCCCGCCGAUCUGUAUUAUAAGAAGGUUUUCCGAGUUUUUCCAAGGUCUCCAAGUCAAUAUCUUCCAGUGGAUCCUGCUUGUUUAUCCGGCUCUCUCCUGAUCGCCGAUGGCCAUUCUCUUCGUCGUCCUCUUCAUACGACUCGGACUCAUCAUCGUAGUCGCCGCACCCGUUUCUGCCACCUCCGCAACCGCCUCCACAACCACCAUUGCACCCACCAGAGCAGCCGCCUCCGCAUCACUGAAAAUAACAUAUGAUUACAGUAAGAAUAUAGUAAGAAAUGUACAGUGGCAAUGCAAACUCAAUUUCGAAGAAUUAGAGCGAGUUAGUCGGUAUUCAACUGUGAUUUCCGUUUCGGGCUCAGGCGAUGGUAUCUCGUACUUUUUCGGAAUCGGACGAUAUGUGACCGGUUUGAGCUCACGGUUAGGCUAA
Molecule: messenger RNA, 480 nt
Organism: Haemonchus placei
Lineage: Eukaryota; Metazoa; Nematoda; Chromadorea; Rhabditida; Trichostrongylidae
Source: the annotation of a GenBank genome assembly